AUGAACUUUCUUCUGCAUCAGCAACGUAGCCCCGGUGCGGUCGUACCGAUCCCCGAGGACCUUCGCCCACUGAUGGAGGAGAUGAGCCGUGAGGUGCUGCGAGCGCAACCGCAAGAUGCCGUACACUUCCUGGCCGACUAUCUCGAGGAACGGUUGGUACGGCGUGAGAACCGGCGACUAGCGGAGCGUGUCGUGGACAACGUGCUCGAUCAUACCAUCGAAAUUGUGGCGCUGCUGGAGACGGCUGGAAUCGAAAGGGAGCGUGCCGAGGCAGCGGUCAAGUGCAUCCGACAGGAGUUUCAUCGUCACUUUGAAACGCGAACCGAUGACGAACGGUUACGGGAGGCUUUCCGGGAGCGCCAGGUACUGGAUCGGUUGAUCAAGGAGUGUGGAUUCAGUGAGCAGGAAGCCCGGCAUGCAUCGGCCAUCAUCGAGCAAGCCUACCGGACGUUCUACUACCGGAACGCGUAUAAGACGGAACGGCAUCCCGCGGCCAGGGAUCAAGACUGGCGCCAGGCGGCAAAGCAUUCGCUUGGGAUCUACGCACAAACGGAACCGACGAAAGAGGAGAUGGAAACUGCGGCCAUUCGCAUUCAGGCAGCUUACCGGGGUUACUUUAGUCGGAAAAGGCAGCAGUGGGAUCAGAAGGCCACACUCAUACAGCGAGCCUUCCGGCAGCAUCAAAAUCGCAAAGCGAACUUGGAUGACGCUGACUCGGAGAUCGUGGCCCACGAGAUACUGCGUCCAGGUUACCAGGACUCCGAGGCGAGCUUCUCACCGAGUGAGAACAUACGCCAACUGAUCAACAUCGUAGUAGGCAUCGAUAACAAACAAACCGAAGAGCAACCGAACUCGAACCUCGAGGAAGCUGCCACACUCAUCCAAUCGGUUUAUCGUGGCCAUCGCAAGAGAGCACAGUUUGAAUCCUCCUCGAAUCCUCCGGUAAACAGCGCCAAGAUCGAUCCAGAAUCAGCUGCAACUCUUCUUCAAUCCGUCGUUCGUGGGCAUCAGUCGCGCCAGAAGCACCAAAAGCAUCAGAAGCAAACCCAUCACGAGAUGGCCACUUUGUUGCAGUCACACGCCCGGGGCUAUCUGGUCCGCAAGCAACGCUCGCGCCAGCGUGACACUAUAACACCAGACCAGGCCUCCGGAGCCUCUUCGUUCCAGUAA
Anopheles darlingi is the source of this 1170-nucleotide messenger RNA. Its product is annotated as abnormal spindle-like microcephaly-associated protein homolog. Gene Ontology annotation, molecular function: calmodulin binding. The record is from RefSeq and is a predicted model, not a curated record. Lineage: Eukaryota; Metazoa; Arthropoda; Insecta; Diptera; Culicidae. The transcript has 2 exons. The coding region runs from base 1 to 1170 and encodes 389 amino acids.